Messenger RNA from Macrosiphum euphorbiae (potato aphid), 489 nucleotides. The record is from the annotation of a GenBank genome assembly. NCBI's taxonomy places the organism in Eukaryota, Metazoa, Arthropoda, Insecta, Hemiptera, Aphididae.
AUGUUAGAUGGAUUAGCAUUUUUACGUAUAGAUGAUGUUAUUAAAGGUUUAGAAUUUUUAAAAAGUGUUAUUCCCGAUGAAGGGACAGACCUUGUAAAAUAUUUUGAAACCACUUACGUAAACGGUUGUCCCAAAAUAUUAGGUAAAAAUAAAAGAAUUAUAGUUAAAAACGUUCCGGCUCCAUUCCCUCCUUCUGUUUGGAAUGUACAUUUAACCACUUUAAAUGAUAAUAAUCGGACAAAUAAUCAAACUGAAGGAUGGGACCAUCGCUUUUCUAAACUUUUUAAUCAAACACAUCCAUUCAUAUGGCAUUUAAUUGAAAAAAUGCGCCUAGAAGUCGUUGUUGACAGCACGCAUUUGUUACAAAGAGAAUUAGGACAACCGCCCCCAAAAAAAUUAAAAAUAUUGACUGCUGAAUAUCAUAAUGGUGAUAGAACCAUAAAUAACUUUUUACAUGCAAUAAGUAAUGUGAUAAUACAUUUAAAAUAG